Molecule: messenger RNA, 2392 nt
Organism: Bursaphelenchus xylophilus (pine wood nematode)
Lineage: Eukaryota; Metazoa; Nematoda; Chromadorea; Rhabditida; Aphelenchoididae
Source: the annotation of a GenBank genome assembly
AUGGACGACGACGAUAUUUACCAGCUGGCUUCUCAGUAUCCACUUCAUCUUCUGAAUUAUGACUCCGACGAUAUCUACGCAGAUGAAUACAGUCCCGACCGAUCUCCCUCACCAUCAUUCCGAAUGGCCAUCGCAGCGGUAUCCAGGCGUGGUGCCCGAGGACGAGGGCAAUUUGCCAGAAGAGGGGCCAGAGGUCGAUCUUCCACUGGCGGUGCCACCAAUGCGACCCCUGCUUCAACAUCCACUCGAGGACUUAGAGCCGCACGAGGAAGGAGGAGUGCAACCGGCCGAGGAGCCACCAUCGCUACUCAACCAGUUGUUUUACCUCCGGUGGUUCCUGGUAUAUUUUGACUACUUUCUUUACAAUUAUUUCAAGGUUUAUACCUAAUUGUUUCAGAGCAAGCCGUUGGAAUUCCGAGUGGAAGUGAUGAUAUCGUCUCGAUGCAAGCUAACUUGGAUGCAAAUCCUGGUUCUAGUUCUGGAAUUCCAAUGAAAAGAAUAAAGUAAGUAAAAAUUCUUUUGCCGAAUUAUAAGUAUAGGCUUGAUUCACCAAAAAAGGGCCUGAAUGCUACCUUCCAAGACUCAGAACAAGACAGUGGCUGUACAAUUUGUUAUGAGGAUUACGAUAGUGAUCAGCAUCGCUUGGUUUGCUUGAAAUGUGGCCACAUUUUUGGAAAGAGUUGCAUUAUUCGAUGGAUCCAGUCAGAAAGAAAUGGAAAUUGUCCGACCUGCAAAACCAAAAAUACUCUCAAAGACAUACGCCCUAUAUUUGCCCAUAUCUUCAAGGUAGUUCCUUAUAUUCUUAAUGUUUAUGUUUAGGGAGGAAAUGGGCCGGAAUUAAAUCAAAUUCGAGGAAAAUUAAAAGAAGUAUUGGAACAGAAUGAAGCUCUUCAAGUGAAACUAAAAACCACCGAAGAAGAGUUGGAGAAGGCCUUAAAAACAAUCAGCACAUAUAACGAGUUAAAGCAAGUUCUGUCUUCUGUUUUUCCGAAGUUUCAGAGGGGUUUUGGGGUCCGCCCCGCUUCUUUAAACGCCCCUGCGAAGUUUAGCUCUUUUCGUUUAUAAAUGAUUAUUAUUUAGUACUGUGAAUGCUAAAGAGUUCAAAUUAACAGUCAAGAAGCUGCCGUUCAAUUCGAUGUUGGCAAAGGAAGAUUAUGUGCGAGUUGUGUGUGCCUUAGAUAACGAAGAGUUCGUUGUGUGUGGAUGCCAGUUGGUUGCUAAAACAGGAAAAAGUUGUGGCAUCGCAAAGGUUUGUUUUUAUCAGUCUGUCGGUAAAAUAAUGGACUCUCUGUCGCUGCACCGAUGCGUCGCUGAAGUAAAAAGCAUAUUGUUUCUCUCGCUACACAAUGCGUUUUCUCGGUGCGAUUCUAUUUUAUGUGCGACAGAGUGCUCAUUAUUUUCCCGACAUCUAUAUAAUACAAUUUAUUGGUCAAAAAUUUCCUUAAGAUCGAUUCGACGAGUAUGAAGAAGAUACCCCUGCACGACAAGAUCGUUAGAGCCAUUCAUGUUAAUCCCUUCUCUACAAAUACGGUCGCGUCGACUUCCGACGACGAUACUCUUUGUGUCAGUGAUAUUUCGUUGCCGGCGAACCAACUCCGUUUUCAAUAUAAGCUUCCAUCUCAUGGAUGGGCGUGUUGCUGGACUUCCGUCCACCAGAUUGCGGUCGGACUGAAGAGUGGCCGAGUUUUGUCUUAUGCCCCUGGUCGUGAUCCAGAAGAUUUAACAAAUGGGGAAGGUGACAAGCCUGUUAUGUCCUUGACCUUCGAUCCCAACCACCGUGUUUUGUUUAUCUGCGCAUCAAAUUCGGUCAGAGCCUAUCGCAAUGGACAGUUAUACACUUUGCUCGAUAACAGUACGUUACUUUACUAAUUAAAUUAGUUGUUUUUAGUAUCGAUUGCCAGUUUCUGCUACGAUCCCGUAACUAAUUGUUUCCUGUUGACAGUUCCGCCUAUUCAAGGGAAAGUGAGGACAGUCCUACAGAUAUAUAAAGUGGAUUUCCAAUGUUUAGUGAGUCUAUUUAACUAUUAUUAAUCCAUUUACCCAGGGUAUUGUAAGACAGGUUGGCAAUUUUCAAACGGCUUCGUCGAAGCUGAGUAAGAACACCGUAAACAUUAUCUGGGCUGAACCUGGAGGCCAGUUGCUAUGUGCUUUCUUCGACGAGGACCGUCAUUUCACAAGUAUACUAAAUUGGGGCAUCCCAGAAGAAAGAAAACUGGAAGAUCAACCUGGGUUCUUAGUUACAAUAAAACAUAAGCCGACGGACCACAUUGUACAUUAUGCACAAGCCCAAAAACAAGCUCCCCCAUCGCCUACGGCUCCAUGUGGUGUCCAAAAUACAUUGUACAUGGUCACCACUACCAACAUGUUUUGUUAUUGUCUCAUUUACAGCUGA